Messenger RNA from Oppiella nova, 1794 nucleotides. NCBI's taxonomy places the organism in Eukaryota, Metazoa, Arthropoda, Arachnida, Sarcoptiformes, Oppiidae. The record is from the annotation of a GenBank genome assembly.
GCUACCGGCGCUCAGACACGACUGGCCGGUGAGAACUACGAGCAGUCGGAGCUGUUGUUAUAUCAGGUGAUGAUCCUGAAGGAGGCUCGGAACUACUCGGAAGCGUUGACUUAUUUGGAGCGAAACGAGUCGGAAAUAUGUGAUAAACUAGCGAUCAGUGAAUACAAAAGUGAAUUAAUGGUAAACGUAGGCAAAGUAAAAGAGGCCAAGAAAGUCAUCAAAGACCAGUUGAUUGGCCGCAACCCCGAGAACGCCAACUACUAUCAGCUGCUGGAGAGGGCCCUCAGCCUCAGUCCCGAACAGGAGACCGAACGCCUCAAACUCUACCUCGACUUCCAGCGCCAGUACCCCAGGGCUCAGAUGCCGUACAGACUGCCGCUGAACUUCGUCACGAACCCGGAUCUGUUCAAAGAGAUGGUUGACAUGUAUUUGCGUAAAAGCCUACGCAAAGGACAGCCGGCGCUCUUCAAAGACAUCAAAAACCUCUAUAACAACGAAUUCAGAGACAAAUCCAAUAAAUCGCUUAUUAAUAGCAAACGUUUGCCCAAAAAGAUUGAAAUAAUUGAGGACUUGAUGCUGAGUUACGUCCAAAAUCUCAUCAAUUUCGACAGUUUCGACUCAACGGAGUCCUCGUGGGGGUCAGAGGCCACCACUUGCCUCCUAUGGGUGUACUACUAUUUAGCUCAACACUACGACUAUCUCUCGGACUACACACAGGCGCUCAAGUACGUGAACAUAGCGCUCGACCACACGCCUACCCUUAUAGAGCUGUUUGUGAUCAAAGCGAAGAUAUACCGGCAUUCGGGUGACAUCUCGGAGGCUGUGAAGUACGUGGACGAGGCCCAGAGCCUGGACACCGCCGACCGCUACUUGAACUCGAAGUGUGCGAAGUAUUUGUUGAGAGCCAACAAAGUGACCGAAGCGGAGGAGAUGUGCGCGAAGUUCACGCGCGAGGGUGUGUCCGCCUCCGAGAACCUCAAUGAGAUGCAGUGCAUGUGGUUCCAGACCGAGAGCGCCAUCGCCUACCAGCGCCAGGAGAAGUUUGGGGAGGCGCUCAAGAAGUGCGUCGAAAUCGACCGACACUUCGCUGAGAUAAAUGAGGAUCAGUUUGAUUUCCACACGUACUGUAUGCGCAAAAUGACACUUCGCUCCUACAUAGAGCUCCUGAGACUCGAAGAUGUCCUGAAGUCGCACGCCUUCUACUUCCGGGCCGCCCGGAUAGCCAUCGAAGUGUACCUAAGACUGCACGACAAGCCGUUGGGCGACGAGGAGGACGUGGAGGACAAGAAUGUGGCGAAUAUGUCGGCGUCGGAGCUGAAGAAGUUGCGGAACAAACAGCGAAAGGCGAAACUGCGGGCGACGGCCGAGAAGGGCACCGAUGGCGACAAUAAGGGCCAACAGAACGAUAAGAACAAUGAGAACAGUGGGGAACUCCAUCAGGAGAAGCUGGACGUGUCUAAGUUGGAGCGACCCGACCAUCCCCUCGACGAAGCCAUCAAGUUCUUGACGCCCCUCCAGAUGUUGGCCGCCAACCGACUGGACACGCAUUUACUCGCGUUUGAGAUCUAUUUCCGCAAGAAUAAAGUGAUGCUUAUGUUGCAGUCGUUGAAGCGCGCCGUCAGGUUAUCGGAUGACAUCCACCCCACCCUUCAGACACAGUUGCGUCAGUUCAGCGCUUUCGUUGAGUCCAACAAAGAGCAACUGAAUGAGGCGUUGAUUAAAGUGUUGGACAGAGAGUGGCCUAAAAUGCCGAAAGUGUCGGCCGAUGUGUCUAAUGACUCCUCUAUUAAUUGA